UCUGUUGUUGCCACACGUGGAAGUGAAAUGAGUCCAGCAGAACACUGGCUGCAACGGAUUUCACCUAUAGUGAGAGCGGUAGAAGUGGCCCAGUUCAACAGUUUAAUUCUACCUCUACAGUGACAACUGACUUGAAAAAGAUUCAUACACUUUUGCCUACCUCAUAUGGGACACCACCCCUUGCUUUGUACACUGGAAUAAAGUACAAAGUCAACAGCUUUUUCAUCAUGGAUUGUCAAGAAAAUGAGUACCAGGACCAAUGGGGGCGCUGUGUCACCUGCCAACAAUGUGGCCCUGGACAGGAGCUCUCCAAGGAUUGUGGCUAUGGAGAAGGUGGAGAUGCAUACUGCAUAGCCUGCCCUCCCCGAAAGUAUAAAAGCACUUGGGGACAUCAUAACUGUCAGACUUGUAUUACCUGUGCUGUCAUCAAUCGGGUCCAGAAGGCCAACUGCACAAACACCUCUAACGCUAUCUGUGGAGAUUGCCUGCCAAGGUUCUACCGAAAGACCCGCAUUGGGGGCCUGCAGGACCAAGAAUGCAUCCCAUGUACAAAACAGACUCCUUCUUCUGAGGUUCAGUGUACCUUCCAGUUGAGCUUAGUGAAGGUAGAUGCACACAUUGUUCCCCUUAAGGAAGCCACACUUGUUGCACUGGUGGGCAGUCUGCUAGUGAUAUUUGCCCUGGCUUUCAUUGGACUCUUCUUCCUCUAUUGUAAACAUAUCUUCAACAGACAUUGCCAAUGUGGAGAUUCGUUGCAGUAUGAUGCUGAAAACGCAGUGGAGGAGGAUUCUCUUUUCCCUGUGCCACCUGGCCAGGAAACCAGUCCUGAAUUUCCAGUGAAUGAGAGCAUAUUUGAGAUCAAGCCUCUUAACUCCAUCCUGGAUGAUGACUCCAGCUCCACUCGUGGCUUCCCCACACAGGAGUCCUUUACCAUGGCCUCUUGUGCCUCAGAGAGACAUUCUCAAUGGGUUCACACCCCCAUUGAAUGUACAGAGCUGGACCUGCAAAAGUUUUCCAGCCCUGCUCCCUGUACUGGGGCUGAAACCUUGAGAGAGAACACAGGUGAAAGCUCUGGAGCUCUAUCUACCCUUUGAAGUUCUCAGCCCUUAACUCUACUGAGGUGAGCAAGAAAGGUAAGGUUAAAAGACCAGAAAGUGUGGGUUACACUCCAGAAAUUUCCAAGCCCAGUUCUAUUGUUCUAUAGGGUUUGGGUGGAAGAAUAGCAGGAAAUUAGGACUGAUAGAUGUUGGAGAGGCAACAGUUAGGGUACUAAGCUUUUGAGCUAAUUCUACAUCAGACUUCUAGCCCAGAAAUUAUCUGUAGUCAGGGCAGGUUAACAUGAUGCUAAUUUCUUCAUCUAGACCCCACUAUCAACUACUCAUAUUCAGUUUUCUCCUUUCAUAUGUAUAAGCAGCACCAAUUUGUAUGUACCAAUAAGCAUCUCUAUAUCAAUUCCUGAAUAGCCUAAUGAACUUGUGCAAAUCAUUUUACCUCUUUCAGACACAGAGCCUUCCAUUCCCAAAUUAUUUUGAGGACUGAAUGAAAACAAAUGCAAGUGUCCUUUAUAGUGUCUGCAUAAUAGGUGUUUAUACCAUGCUGGCCUUCUUUUCAUUUCCCUUCACCCAGGCCCAAAUUACAAAUUCCUAAACCCUCUACAUUUUCCUGAACUUCACAACUUCAUACUUCUAUGGUAGGAAAAUAAGAAAUAAGUUGAUCUCAUUUUAGCCAAGCAGGAAUUGAGCUACAGAGAUGAAAAGUGAUUUGCUUAAAAUCACAGAGCAACCCAAUCUCAGAAAUAGACUAGAAUCCAGGAUUAGAAGUCCCAUUA
This is a messenger RNA of Acomys russatus (golden spiny mouse), 1828 nucleotides long. It is a transcript of the gene Eda2r, whose product is annotated as ectodysplasin A2 receptor. Gene Ontology annotation, cellular component: plasma membrane. NCBI's taxonomy places the organism in Eukaryota, Metazoa, Chordata, Mammalia, Rodentia, Muridae. The transcript has 7 exons. Bases 228 to 1094 code for a protein of 288 amino acids. Gene Ontology annotation, molecular function: tumor necrosis factor receptor activity; protein binding. The record is from RefSeq and is a predicted model, not a curated record. Gene Ontology annotation, biological process: tumor necrosis factor-mediated signaling pathway; positive regulation of JNK cascade; positive regulation of canonical NF-kappaB signal transduction.